Molecule: messenger RNA, 1437 nt
Organism: Chenopodium quinoa (quinoa)
Lineage: Eukaryota; Viridiplantae; Streptophyta; Magnoliopsida; Caryophyllales; Amaranthaceae
Exons: 7
Coding region: 300-758 (152 amino acids)
Source: RefSeq, a predicted model, not a curated record
UCUUCACCACUUCAUCGGACCUUCGACAAGGUCCCAUUGUUUUCAUCCGAAACAGGAAUUAAAAAAAAGAGAAAAACUUAUAAGACUAACAAUCCUAGAGGCCCUACAAGAAAUCUUCAAAUGGUAAAAAUGAGACCUGGUGAGAAAAAAAAGUGGAUUUUAACAUUAAAGGUCAGCCGAUUGGUGUGAAUAGGGCUUGUUUGGCAAAUUAUUGUGGUGCUCUUGUACGAGAUCCACUUAACGCUCCACUUUAUGAUGUGAAAGUAUUUUCACAAAUUUCGAAAGAAAAUAAGGAGAAGAUGUGGCAACUUGUUCUGGAAAAAUUUGAUAUAGGACUUGAGGAUGAAAAGGGACGUGAAAAGAAUUUAAAAGAAAGAAUAAAGUUUAUCAUGGAAUCUUUGGAUAAGAAGUAUAGGAAUUAUCGCGCAAGAUUGAAAAAUACUUAUUAUGAUACAGUUGGUACAGAUGAAGAUCGACUUAAAGUGGAAAAUAUGCCUCCAAAUGUUGAUGAAAAUGACUGGAAAUGGCUUGUUGAAUAUUUUGGGUCAACAAAAUUUAAGGCCAUAAGUAAAAGAAAUGCUGACAAUCGAUCUUACCAAGAUGCUGGACACACUGCUGGGACAAAGAGUUUUGCUCAAAAAGCCGAAGACAUGUUCAAUCGUGACAAAGUAGUGCUAAGCAUGUUGGAUUUAUACGAGGAAACUCAUUCUAAAAGUGAUAAAGCACCUAUCACUGAAGUGGCAAAAGAAACCAUGUAAAAAAUUAAAGAUCUCCUUAUGCAACGUGAGGCAGGAGAAAUAGACAUGACCGAUGAAGAAAUCUAUGCAAAAGUUAAGCCCAUUGGUAAACGUGGUCGUUAUCGUGGCAAGGGAGUCAGCCCUUCUAUUACAUCAUUAUAUGGGACAUUUAGUGAAGGAGAGAAAAGCUACGCAAAGAAGCCGAUGAAGCAAAGAAUGAGGCAAUAGAGGCUAAACAAGAGGCAAAAGAAGCUAAUGUGAAAAAUAAAGCCCUAAAUAAAAAGAUGAGAGGCCUUCAGAAUGAAAUGGAGGUCAUGAAAGAUUUCAUGGGGAAUAUAUUGAACCAUCUAGGCUAUGAUUUGUCUGAAAUAAAUAUGGAUGAGGUUAAGGAUAACGAGGAUGACGAUGAGGAAGAUAAUGAGAAUGACGAUGAAGAGGAUGAUGAAAUUCAAGUAGAUGAAGAGUAGUAGUAACAUUUAUUUUCAUUCAUUGAAAUUAUAUAAUGAAGAUGGCUAUAGAUGGAAUUGGAAGAAAUUGAAGAAAAUAAUGUUGUUUUCAAGCUUAUAGUUUUAGAUAGAAAACUCUUUUGUAUUCACAUUAUCCAAUUUUUUUUUAAAUUAUUUUGAAGUUAAGUAGUUUAGUAACUUAAAUACAUAUUUUUGGAUCAAUAAUGUAAUGACUAUUAAAUUAUUAAUAAUGU